This is a messenger RNA of Symbiodinium pilosum, 3660 nucleotides long. The record is from the annotation of a GenBank genome assembly. Lineage: Eukaryota; Dinophyceae; Suessiales; Symbiodiniaceae.
AUGGCAGCUGUUGGGGACAUUGUGUAUUGCAUACUGGCUGCGGCGAGCGGUGCCCAACCUAUCUGUGGAUGGGUGACGGAGAUCACCGAAGAGGACGCCGUGAUCGGAACUGCAUCUUCCGCAGUGUCUGGGUUAUCUCAUAAGCAGUUGGUUGAAGCUGGGGAUCUCGCUGUCGGUUUUGUGCGUGUGCCCAUUGAGUCAAUCAGCCUGAGCUUGAGACCUGGAUGGAAAGGGCUGAAGCCGAAAGAUGUCCCACCCCUAUCCGUAUGCGAGCGCGCAUGGAGGAAAGGGGCCAAGGAAGAGCUCCACAGCAGCGAAGCCGAGCCCCAGGGCAAGCCGAAGGAUCGGAAGUCAGGAUCUUUGAUGGGGGACUUGGCCGGCCUGCGCGCGCUCUAUCAGCAGCAGGCCGGGGAGGUUCAAGAGUCCGAGAGCGAGGAGGACGACGACAGCGAAGACGAAGAGGUGCCGCUGAAGAAGAAAGGUGGGUACCUGCCGCCAGGCGGCUCCCGAGGAACUCGAAAGGAGAGGGUCAAGGACAGUGGCAGGAGCCAGAAGGACGGCCCGGACAUCCCGAAGCUCUUGCAGAAGGGUCUGGAGGCUGGCCAAUCCCCAUCAGAGCUGAUGCCGAUGAUGAUGAUGGCAAUGCUCAUGGAGCAACAGAAGCCCAAGAAAGGCCACCGAAGCCAAGCUCGACGAUCUAUCCUUGGUGGCUCCGACUCCGAAAGUUCGGGUUCCGACGCCGAUUUCCAAAACAAGGGAAUGAAGGCGGUUGCCCAGCUCCACAAGCUGCACGAUCAGAUUCGCAAGCGCCCGAAGAGGAUUUGCGAGCUGUUCGAGCAGGAGGUCAUCACCGAGCUCGGCAUAGUACCAGGCCAGAGCUGGACCCUCCGGGAUUAUGUCAAGAAGCAGCAGUGGGGAAAGUUCAAGGGCAUCUACCGAUGCGCGAUGAUGGAUGUGGCAGCUUACGAGAGAUUGAGGGCCGGCGAGCCGGACAUCGCAGCGGCCCAACUGGUUCAAAAUCUCAAAGCAAAGCUGCAGUCAGUGAUCCAGAAUGGCGAGUGGGCGUCGGCAUGGCUACUAACAGGUCUGCCGGAUCCAUUAUCUCGCCGCGAAUUCGCAGGGUCCAAAGAGGAGAUGGCCGUCAUCUCGGGCUACGUGGAAUCCUUGCACAAGCUUCAGAAGCGAGUCCGCGAAGCUCAGGGUCGGGGUCAUGCCGAGGAGGAUGCGGAAGAGCCCUCGGGUUCAGCUGCCAAGAAGUGUUUACGGCUGGAUCUGUCCAGCGACUCUAUAGCAUUAUUUCCUAGCAUGCUACCAUAUCCCGAAGCUCUGGUUCCUACUGGUAAGGAGGUGGGGUCUGAGGAGGCUAUCUCUUGGUGGAUCAAGACCUUCCUCAAUGCCUUUGUGGCUUGGGGGAAUUUUGUCACCCUUGGAUGCCCUUCUCCUGGUGGUAGCGCCUAUGAGCCGCGAGUGGGCCAUCGAAGCAUGGAAGGCAUGCGAGUCUUCACAGAUGAGCUCCUUGGCGAGAUGCGUGAAUUCUGUUGUUUAGAUUUGGUGCUGGGCCGACUCGGUUGCGAAGGCAAGCGGGGUUCCAUUGAACAGUUGUUGGAGCGCAUGGCCAGCACCUCACAUGCAUGUUAUGGUGCAGUUCCGGUUUUGGGAGAGUUUGCUUCAGUUGCUUUGCCUGUGGUCGCCGAUCGGGUGGCUGUCCCAGAGGAGGCGGGCAAGGUUGAUCCAUUGAAGUGGUUGGACCCGGAUCGCGGGGAGGUGGUAGCAAAUCUUCCGGAUCUACGGCUACCUGAGCCGUUGUGGGAGGACGUGGUGCUGGCCUGUCAUCGAGUUGCUCCGGAGGAUGAGCCUGAUCUGGCGCGGCGGCUGCUUGAGACGAAGAUGGCAACCCUAGUGCCGGAAGCGGACCUGCCACGUGAUCAUGAAGGGCGGUUGUUAUCUGGAGGCCUCUUCUGUGUUGCUAAGAAUGAGAAUGAGGAUAGACUCAUUUUUGACCGACGCCCUGAGAAUGCAACCAUGCCUCGGCUGAGGUGGGCUGAACUUCCAUCGGGUCGUGAUCUGUGGGAGGGGGUCUAUUUGGAUGAUCUGUUGGCCGGCUUGGAGCGUGCUGUCCACAAAGCCUUUCGUGCUCAGACGUUUUUCAAGGCCUGGGGGGCCGAGAUCAAUGGCGUGAAGGGCGUGGUAGGCGCGCCCAGGGAAGUGCGGAAGCAGUUGUGGGUCCUGAUUGAGAAGCUCAUUGCAGGUGAGUACGCAUCGAAGGAGGUGCUCCAGAAGGUAGUGGGCCAUCUUGCGUUUGCAUUCCAAUUUCGCAGAGAAGUGUAUGCUCUACUACAUCACCUGUACAGGUAUAUCGAUAGGAUGGCGAGCGUGCGGUGGAUCAGGCUACCUAAGCAUAUUCAAGACGAACUCCGUAGUUGUUCUCUUCAUCUCCCAUUUGCAGUGUGCUCUAUGCGAAGGCGGCUCAGCUCCACCAUCCUGGCGACUGACGCCACACCAACGACGGGAGGAGCUUGUGCAGCUGAAGUGAGUCCAGAGCUAGCUGAAGAACUUUGGCGCAGGACGGAGAUUCGUGGAGAAGCUGUUCGUUUGGAUCGGUGUCAGGACCUCAGCCUGGAUGCUCAACUUCCCAAUGAGCCCUCAAAGUUCGCUAGCAUUGUAUCGGAGUGCCUUUCGUGGCGAGUUACCAGCAGCUACACGUUCAGACAAACAUCGCACAUCAAUCUUCAGGAGACCAGGGCCCUACGACGGGAACUCAUUCGGCUGGCUAGUGAUCCUCGGAGGCGUGGCACUCUGAUCACCUGUCUGAACGAUUCCCGAGUUGUGGUGGGAGCCAUGUCCAAGGGCCGAUCCUCAAGCUUCCGGCUGAAUGGAAUCCUUCGUGGGUUGGUGCCUCAUCUGGUGAUUGCGAACCUUGGGGUUGGCUUGAUUUGGGUGGAGACUGCCUCAAAUGUUGCUGAUCAUCCUUCAAGAUUUGUUGGUCUGCCUGCUCCUCUGGUACCCCCUAGGUGGCUACAGGAAUAUGGAGUUGGGGCCAAGAAUGCGCAGGCCGGGCUAGAGGUUUUCUCGGGUAGUGGUCGGCUGACACGAGCUCAUGUGGAACUAGGCUUGGACAUGCUGGAGGGCAUUGACGUGCUUGAAGGCAUGGAUGUGUUCUCGUCUGAGGUUGAGGAGUUGAUAGGAGAGAAGCAUGUUUAUUGGGUUUGGUUUGGGCCUCCUUGCUCAUCUUUUUCGGGGCUUCGCAACCUCGACAGGGGAGGACCAUUACGACCCAAAGGACAUCCAGAGGGCGAUGAGCGGCGCCCAGACGUGGCCCUGGGGAAUAGGCUCUGGAGACGCACCCUGUGGUUGGCUGAGCUUGCUUUGAAGGUCGGUGUUUUCAUCUUCAUUGAACAUCCCUUGCGAUCUCGAGCAUGGCAGCUGCCAGAAACUCAGAGGUUGAUGCAGCGGUGGUCAUUGAAGUUGCACAAGGUUGAUUGGUGUGCGUACCAUGAUGACUUCAGGGUAGGCAAUCCAAAUCAAAAGGCAACUCGGAUUCUCUCAAAUGCCCCAUGGCUCCAGCGGGUGAUCAGGAGAUGUCCGAGAGAUCAUGAGCAUGCGCCACCAUUGCGGGCGGAGAGGGCAACUGCAGCAGGUGCCUACCCCACUGGAUUUUGA